CUCAGCCCGCCGCCUUGCGGCCCACGUGUCUGGGCGCAAAGAGGGCCCCCAAAGUUCUCCACUGAGACAGAGAAAGACUGCACGAGACGGAGACGUAGAGAGAAAAGAGGAGGAGGAGAGACACAGAGAGGGGAGGAGGGAGGACAAGAAUGAGAGAGGAGAAUGCAGAAGACCCGGGAGAGGAGGCGAGCUACAGAAAUUGACCCUAGGGGCGUUGGGAGGGAGGGAGAGGGGGAGCGGAGAGGGAUCGAAUGGGUCUGGCCUUAGGUUCUCUGGCGUCUUGGGGAAGGGGUGGAGGCCGGACUAUCCCAGCGGCGGGAUUCCGACGCCUGCGCGGCCGCGCUGAGUCUCGGUCGGGUCGGCCCGCUCUCCCUUUCCUGCUGGUCGCAGAUGCUGAAGCCGCUUGUGGAGAAGCGGCGCCGGGACCGCAUCAACCGCAGCCUGGAAGAACUGAGGCUGCUGCUGCUGGAGCGGACCCGAGACCAGAACCUCCGGAACCCGAAGCUGGAGAAAGCAGAGAUACUGGAGUUCGCCGUGGGCUACUUGAGGGAGCGAAGCCGGGUGGAGCCCCCGGGUGUUCCCCGGUCCCCAGCCCAGGACGCCGAGGCGCUCGCCAGCUGCUACUUGUCCGGCUUCCGCGAGUGCCUGCUUCGCCUGGCGGCCUUCGCGCACGACGCCAGCCCGGCCGCCCGAGCCCAGCUCUUCUCCGCGCUGCAAGGUUACCUGCGCCCCAAGCCGCCCCGGCCGGAACCGGUAGAUCCGAGGCCCCAAGCGCCGCGCCCACCGCUGGACCCCGCCGCCCCAGCGCCCGGCCCCGCGCUGCACCAGCGCCCCCCAGUGCACAAGGGCCUCCCUAGCCCGCGCUGCGCAUGGUCCCCGUCCCCCUGCUCCCCCCGAGCCAGGGAUUCCGGCGCGCCGGCCCCCCUCACCGGACUGCUGCCGCCGCCGCCGCCGCCGCCGCCGCCGCCGCCGCCGCCGCCGCCGCCGCCUCACAGACAAGACGGGGCGCCCAAGGCCCCGCCGCCCCCGCCGCCCGCUUUCUGGAGACCUUGGCCCUGAGCU
Molecule: messenger RNA, 1062 nt
Organism: Orcinus orca (killer whale)
Lineage: Eukaryota; Metazoa; Chordata; Mammalia; Artiodactyla; Delphinidae
Gene: HES7
Product: hes family bHLH transcription factor 7
Exons: 3
Coding region: 391-1059 (222 amino acids)
Biological process (GO): anterior/posterior pattern specification; regulation of neurogenesis; regulation of transcription by RNA polymerase II
Cellular component (GO): nucleus
Molecular function (GO): RNA polymerase II cis-regulatory region sequence-specific DNA binding; protein dimerization activity; DNA-binding transcription factor activity, RNA polymerase II-specific
Source: RefSeq, a predicted model, not a curated record